AUGGACAGUAGCCCCGACGUCUCAGGCCAAGAAUCAAACGAGACUGAUCUCGUUUUGAGUUGCGACUCUAGUCUGUUUGUGACGAACCCCAUACCUAAUUCUCAUAACAACUCGCGCAGAAAUGACAUUGAGGGACCCUCUUUUGCGGCAGAUCGGUCAAUUCGUUUCAGCUCUGUUUCAAAACUCGCGAAUCUCGAAUCUGAAACACAUCCUGAAACACAUCCUGAAACACAUCCUGAAACACACCCUGAAACACACACCAUAGCCAUGUCUAAGGACAAAGCCCUUGCCACCCCCAAAACACAACCACAGCAAGAUUAUUUGGUUUCACCUAUUAGAGAAAAAUUGGCCAGAGAAGACGUUUCAAGUAUAGCUGAGUCGUCCUUCUCUAGAAAUAGGAAUCUGUCACGACUACUGCGUGGUCUGUCCAGUGGCAGCGAAAUCGAGUUCCAGAACUCCUCAUUUCUUGACGACACUGGCGAACAGUUCGAUCUCGACAUCAACUUAGACGACCAUAAGCCCACAAGAGCACCAGAGGACCAAUCCUUCUGGCUUGCGUGUAAGUCUGCCAGCCCGCAGAAAUUCACCGUGGGCCAACGGCAGUACUUGACACAAAGAAAGCUUGCCGCGGAUUCUGUUUCCGAUAUCAAUUCAAACGCUAGAAUUGCCGAACUCACUAAGCUGCUCACCAACUGUAAAAUCCAAAUUAGACUCUACGAGAAGUUUCUUCAAGACCUAAUAGAAAAGCAUAGUGUUGACGCAGGGGAUCUUGAGAUACUUCACCAGCUGUGGAACGCUGGAUCCUUGGCGAGCUCGCUGCCUUUUGUAGACCCGGCAACUCCAACCAAAAACCCCGCGUCGGAAUCCGAACUUGCGGAUAUCACGGCUCUAGUGGAGGAUUUGCACGAAAGUCUUGAGGACUUCCAGAAUAGGUGGAAGGAGGCCGAUCAACGCGCCACAUCCUUGGACCACAUUCUCAGGGCCUGGAGCUCUGAAUUGGUAGAUUUACUCGAGUUGAUAGGUUGUGAAAAGAAAAUAGAUUUGAGUCUUGCUCCACAGGAGAUAAUGAAGGCCGCUCGGCCCUUGUUACUGGAGUACUUGCACUCCUCUGCCUCCAAAAAAAAUGGUGGCCAGCAUGAUGAAUUCGAAAUGCGAAAACGGUUCGAGCAUCUUAACUUGAGCGACAAGGGUGACGUCAAACCCAAUGAUACCGUUCAUGAACCGCUAAGUCCUUCCGAUAGCCAGCAGAGCAUCAACAUUUCCCAAGAGUCGCUGGACGACUAUUUACCAACAAGCGAAGAAGUUGCCGAUGCCUUUAAAGUAUAUCAGGCCAGAAUCGACGAGCUUCAAGAUGAAGUUGAAGCUUUGAAAGAGGCAAACCGGAGGAGCUCUUCCCAAGAUCUGAGCGAACAAACCAUCUUCUCAAGCGCUGUGGUUGGAAAAGAAGAUGACAACACUUUGCAACGGGAACACGAGGCUUUGCAACUUGCGUACAAAGAGUUGUCCGAAAGAUUCCGCGUCUCUCAGGAUAAUGCCAGUACCAAGAUCAAUUCCCUCACCAAUCAACUCAACAAUCAGAAGAGAGAAGUGUCAGCGUUGCGGUCCAAUGUAGCAGACUUCGAUGGAAUCCAACGAGAACUUGAUGCUGCUGUUGAAAAGCAGCGUGUCCUCACGUCCGAAAAGAUCCGACUCUCAUACGAAGUUGAAUCCCUUCAAAAUGACAAGGAUUCUCUCCGAAAUACCAUUGAUAAUUUGACAAGAGAGCUUCUGCGCCAGAGAACACCGGUGCAACAAGUUGAAGAUACGACUACAGUACUGCAAGAUGAGAUCUAUGCCAAAUUGUUCAAUGAUGUGUUUUUGGCAGACAUGCGAUAUUUCCAAAGGCUUCUUGUCUCAUUUAACAAAAUCGCAGACGAUAAAUCGCUCGUUGAACCCACACGGAAGCUCGAGUCCCUUGCCCCGCUAUGUGCCAAGCUACUCUUACUGACGCCCGAAACGGUGACCUUUGCUCUUGAUCAUCAUAAUUCCGUCUUUGGGUUUUUUGCGAAAGCCGUAGAUGUGAUCGUCAAGGAUCACAUCAAACUACUACUCAAGCAAGAAGAGGACAAGGUUGUGGCCAAGAAACGUCAUCAAUAUCUAGUGCAACACAUUGAGGAACUUGAAAAGCAGCUCAAAUUGGAGAAGGAAAAUCUUCCACAGGAAAACCAGUACCGGAUCGACGAACUCACCAACCGCUGGAAGGCCGAGCGUGAAGCGCGUGUAUCGGAGAGCAGAGCUGCUCAGCGGCGUUUCAACGAGCUUCGAGUAGAAAACUCAAAGUUUGCUAAUGUAUAA
Molecule: messenger RNA, 2334 nt
Organism: Australozyma saopauloensis
Lineage: Eukaryota; Fungi; Ascomycota; Pichiomycetes; Serinales; Metschnikowiaceae
Exons: 1
Coding region: 1-2334 (777 amino acids)
Source: RefSeq, a predicted model, not a curated record